CCCAAUCUUGUCUUGUCGUAAUCGUCAACAUCACCAACUUCCUUUCCCCAACAUCUUCAGACUCAGCACCAACAAUCCCCACGUACCAUACAUACCUACGCACACCACCCCCGCGCGCUACAAUGGUGCUGCAACCAAUUACAACGUCACUGCUACUCCGAACCCCUAGAUCCCUCCUAUGAUCCUUAGACAGACAGUGCCACCAUCUUCUCGAUGGACGAGACAGACAAUGCCGAGCGCAAUGCGGCCGGCCCCAUGAAUGGUGCGGCUGCCAGCCCCGUCCCGAGCCCAAAGAUAUCUCCGAAGAAGCCAGACGCUGUUGAACAACAAGAUUUCGUCAACCCUACACUUAACAUCAUACAGACCCUAUCUCGGAAGACCUCAACAAGUGCUUUAUCUACUCGUACUACACUCCCCUCGAGGGAAGGAACCCCUCCGCCUUUGCCCCCUAGGCCCAUGAACCUCGCGUUUCUGGACUCAAGACCCUCCACCUCCCAUUCGGUAGCUCCUUCAAGACCGCAGCUUGUCUCCAAGGCAACGACACAGCUUUCGUACACCAACACGCAGACACACAACGACCUAAGAGAUGAUUCACCUUCGUCAGGUGCAUCCCGCGCGCGGAACUUUUUUGGCUUGAACGUACGAAGCACUGCUAGCGACGCCGACGAUAGUGCCAGCGUGAAGAGCUACGCACCCACCACAAUCGAGGUCGGUGGAGGAGACUCGGAGAGCACACUGGCUGGAAUCAUGGAUGAUCAUGAGAAAUCUGUACUACAGUCUCUGGGCCAUAAAUUCUCGGACCAGGAAGCAGAGAGCUUAUUCCCGAAUGACCCAAACUUCGAGUCGGCCUUCGACCGCGAGUUCGACGAGAUCGAGGGCAUGGCAUCAGAUGGAUCAAACGAAGAACAAAUCAUGCUCCAAUGGCGUGCCAAGUUGAAGCACUUCCUUAUUCUUUCCUCAGCCGGAAAACCUAUCUACAGCCGGCAUGGCGACGACCAGCUCGUCACAAAUUAUAUCGGGGUCAUCCAGACCAUCAUAUCAUUCUACCAAAGCCAGAACGACACACUCAAGGGGUUCACUGCCGGAGACGUACGCUUCGUCAUCUCCUCGAGAGGACCUUUGAAUCUGGUUGCAAUUUCUCGCUUGCCGGAAAGCGAUGCACAGUUACGAGGACAGCUGGAUGCAUUAUAUAUGCAGAUUCUGUCCACUUUAACUCUCCCGAGCAUGGAGCGAAUGUUCGCUGCGCGAGCCAACUACGACCUCCGCCGACCCCUUCAAGGCACGGAAACCCUUCUCUCUGCACUUUCUGAUGGCUUCACCCGAGGCUCGCCAUCCACGCUCCUCUCCGCCCUCGAAUGUCUCAAGCUGCGCAAAACACACCGACAGGCAAUCAAUAAAACCCUCCUAUCUACUCGAUCAGAGAACCUCCUCUACGGUCUUAUCGUAGCAUCAGGAAAACUAGUCUCUGUCGUCCGCCCCAAGAAGCACUCUCUGCAUCCAGGGGAUCUCCACCUCAUCUUCAAUAUGCUCUUCGAAGCCGGUAGCGUGAAGGCCGGAGGUGGCGAGAACUGGAUUCCUCUAUGCCUACCAGGAUUUAACAACACCGGGUACCUCUACAUGUACGUGAGCUUUCUCAAUCUCGAAGAUCCGACGACACCAGUUGCAGAACGACCGAAGAGUCGUGAGGGCGGUGGUGCGGCAGACGAAGUCGCAAUCCUACUCAUCAGCCCCAACAAAGAAGGGUUCUUUGAGCUGCGCGCAAUGAGAGACCAACUCGUCGACCAACUACAAAAGAAUUCGUCCAUAUCACGCAUCCGCGAAGCCGUGAAAGCUGGCCGACCGCGCUGCACUGACAUUGUCCCCGGGAGCCCGCUCCGACAUUUCUUGUACAAGUCUAGGGGAAAUGUACAGUUCACAAUGCCGGCCUGGGAACCCUACUUUGAGUCCCCUCUCGAACGAAGGAGACUCAUGUCUCUCUACAACACUCUCCACACACAACUCCACGCAAAGCCCACAUCAUUGAAGAUCCAUCAUCAAACCAGUGCUACAAACAUCAGUCUCGCGUGGAGCACACCCUUAUUCGAACUGUACGCCGUAGCACCCGUUGCGACGAGUCGAGCCGCGUUGGCACAGAGUGCGAACAAGAUUGUGCAGUGGGUUCGACGAGAGGAGGAGAGGGUUUUCAUCAUCGGCGGUGCAGUUUUCUAACGUUGGUCGAAGAGCACUGCGUUAGUUGCUACAUGACUUGAGCGAGCGCAACGAAGAGUUUAUACCCGAGAAUCGAAGGCAGUACAUACAUAGCGACGUGAUGCAUUUAAAUUUAUUGCUAUUAGCGACACUGCCUUCUUUGAGUCCACAUGUGAUAAUUCUCCUACCAUGUAAUUCUUACUCACCCAUCUUCAAUAUAUUUGAUUGCUUCUAG
Aaosphaeria arxii CBS 175.79 is the source of this 2422-nucleotide messenger RNA. Its product is annotated as DUF254-domain-containing protein. Gene Ontology annotation, cellular component: fungal-type vacuole membrane; Mon1-Ccz1 complex. Lineage: Eukaryota; Fungi; Ascomycota; Dothideomycetes; Pleosporales. Gene Ontology annotation, biological process: protein targeting to vacuole; vesicle-mediated transport. The record is from RefSeq and is a predicted model, not a curated record. The transcript has 3 exons. The coding region runs from base 214 to 2208 and encodes 664 amino acids.